Pangasianodon hypophthalmus (striped catfish) is the source of this 1424-nucleotide messenger RNA. It is a transcript of the gene gpn1, whose product is annotated as GPN-loop GTPase 1. Lineage: Eukaryota; Metazoa; Chordata; Actinopteri; Siluriformes; Pangasiidae. The record is from RefSeq and is a predicted model, not a curated record. Gene Ontology annotation, molecular function: ATP hydrolysis activity; GTPase activity. Bases 31 to 1227 code for a protein of 398 amino acids. The transcript has 14 exons.
ACAGCGCCGGUUUUCAGGUUUCAAAUAAACAUGGCCACCGCGCAGGCUGAGAGAGAUGGUGCUGGGAUUGGAAAUGAACAAAAUGAUGGAAGAGGCGAUGAAAAUCCAGAGACAAGCAGCGGAAAACCUUUCGAAAAUACCGCGGAACAGAAGCCAGUGUGUCUCAUAGUGCUUGGCAUGGCGGGUUCGGGCAAAACUACUUUCGUUCAGCGACUCACAGCUCAUCUGCACUCAAAGAAGAGCCCGCCGUAUGUUAUUAACCUGGACCCUGCGGUUCAUGAAGUUCCGUUUCCGGCCAACAUCGAUAUCAGAGACACAGUGAACUAUAAGGAGGUGAUGAAACAAUACGGUUUGGGCCCGAACGGAGGAAUCGUUACGUCUCUCAACCUGUUUGCGACGAGGUUUGAUCAGGUGAUGAAGUUCAUUGAGAAGAAGCAGCAGAGUCAUCAGUAUGUUCUGAUUGACACCCCGGGACAGAUUGAGGUGUUCACCUGGUCUGCAUCAGGAACCAUCAUAACCGAGGCUCUGGCCUCGUCUUUCCCGUGUGUGGUGAUGUAUGUGAUGGACACGUCCCGCAGUGUGAACCCCGUCACCUUCAUGUCCAACAUGCUGUACGCCUGCAGUAUUCUGUACAAAACCAGACUGCCCUUCAUCGUGGUCAUGAACAAGACAGAUAUAAUCGAUCACCGCUUUGCCGUGGAGUGGAUGCAGGACUUUGAGGCGUUUCAGGACGCGCUGAACCAGGAGACGUCGUACGUCAGUAAUCUCACGCGCUCCAUGAGUCUGGUUCUGGACGAGUUCUACACAAACCUGCGUGUCGUUGGUGUAUCAGCAGUAACAGGUUCCGGACUGGAUGAACUCUUUGUUCAGAUCACAGACGCGGCUAAAGAAUACGAGACAGAGUAUCGUCCUGAAUACGAGCGUCUGCAUAAAGAGCUGGCCGAAGCUCAGAGUAAAAAACAGCAGGAACAGCUGGAACGCCUCCGGAAAGACAUGGGAGAGGUUUCCAUGGAAACAGGUGUGCAACCAGACGUUCCUGACCUCAGCGGCCCCAGUGACCUCAUCUUCACCCGCGGGAAUCCGGACGAGGAAGAGGAGGACAUGGACAGCGACACGGACGACAUCGAUCACCAUGCUACAGAGGAGAGUAAAGAGGUCACGUCGUUUGGAAACUUCUUGAAGGACAGAAAGAAAGUGGUGGAGGUGCGAAACAGGAAGUCACAGUGACACCAGGAGGAAGUGCGAGUCCACGGUCCACUCCUUCACCCUUGACCUUGACCUUUGAACUCUUUACCACUGUAUAUUUAUCGCAUUUACAUUCUCUCGUGUUCUGUGCUGGUCGGUUCUGUGAUAGAACCCGGAGUCGGAUCUUAAAGCUCCGAGAUGUUCACAGUGUGGAGGAAUAAAUAUUAAAUAUUUUUAUA